AUGUCAGUCCGGCGGCGUGCGUCCUCAGUCUCGCUCUCGCGGUACGCCCGCCCUGGCACUCCGGACUAUGUGACUCCGCCCGGCGACUUCUGCAAUGCCUUCUGGGGACUUGGAGACAGCGGGGUGGAUGUUCUCUUUGCGCGCAUGCGGUGCGCGAUGACCACGACGGAGGAGCUCAUGAGCUUCUGGAAAGAGAGGGCGAUUUUGGAGGAGCGGUACGCCCGCGGUCUGGCAGACCUUGCGAGGUUCACGAUCGGCAAGCAUGAGAUAGGCGAAAUGCGCGGAGCCCUGGAUACCCUUAAAAACGAGACCGCGAAACAGGCCGAGGCCCACCUCAUCGUGGCAAACGGAAUCAAGACCGGUCUUGAGACUCCGACGCUGGAGUUCCUUCGGAAACAGCAGCAGCACCGUCGCGAAAAGCUAACAGCGGUUGACAAGGAGCUCAAGAUGAAGCGCAAUCAAGAGGGCUACGUCGUGCGCGCCCGCGAGAAGUACGAGGCGGACUGUAAUCGGAUCAAGGAUUUUGCGGCCCAGUCGGUGCUUUUGCAAGGCGUGGAGUUGGACCGGCUCCGCAUCAAGCACCAACGGACGCUGGAGACGGUGCAGGCGAACCGGCGCGAUUACGCCAACUUCGUCCGUGGGCUGCAGGAGGCGACACAGCGGUGGGAAGACCAUUGGAGAGCGUUCUGUGAUGGGUGCCAGGACUUGGAGGAAGAGCGGAUCGAGUUCCUGUUCAACAACGUAUGGGCGUACACGGAUGCCGUUUCGACUGUCUGCGUCUCGGUCGAUAAUUCAUGCGAAAUUGUUCGCCUUGCGUUGGAACAAUUGGAGACGGAGAAGGAGAUCGGGGCUUUCUUACGCACGUACGGAACCGGGAAUGUCAUGCCUGACCCCCCGCCAUUCAUCGACUUCGAGAAUCCCGACCUGCAAUACGAUCCCUCCCAGCCACCGUCAAGCCACCCUGCCAACUACCCGCGUCAGUCACAUCGCUUCCCCACCGAAGAUGCUGCGAAUCGUAACAGCGUUGGAUCCCCGACGCUGUCAAUAAAUGCUCGGCGAGCAUCAAUGACGUUGUUUCAACCAUCCGCGGUCAACGGCCGCAACGGCACGGCACGCCCUCCCCAGGCAGUUCAAGGUGGAGGCUCGAUACCUCAAUCCCCAAGCAGUCAACAACGCUACUCCGGAGGCUCGAACGGUUCGCAUCCGUCGCAUCCGCCGCAUGCCCCGCCGCAACAGCCGCCACCACCAGUACCGCUGCAACCCCAACCGCAGUACCCUCAUCCUCAGCCCUCGAAUCUAUCAACGCCUGCGCCCGCUCACGUCCCAACUUCAGCACUUGCAACCGCAGCAGCCACCGCUCCAGCAGCACCCUGCCCAGCACGAACCUAUACCCCCAUCUUCUUUUCGCUGUCGCCAGUACAAGCGAUAUUUGGAUACACUGCCACGACGGAAGAAGAGUUCGACUUCCAGAAGGGCGACAUCAUCGCCGUCACCGCCACUCCCCCAGACGGCUGGUGGAGCGGAGAGCUGCUGGACGACACUCGACGGCAGCCAGGCCACAACGUCUUCCCAAGCAACUUCGUCGCGCUGCUGAUGUGA
This is a messenger RNA of Epithele typhae, 1599 nucleotides long. RefSeq lists its product as uncharacterized. Gene Ontology annotation, cellular component: cell division site; mitotic actomyosin contractile ring, proximal layer; cytoplasmic side of plasma membrane. Gene Ontology annotation, molecular function: phospholipid binding; protein binding. Gene Ontology annotation, biological process: cytoskeleton organization. The transcript has 7 exons. The record is from RefSeq and is a predicted model, not a curated record. NCBI's taxonomy places the organism in Eukaryota, Fungi, Basidiomycota, Agaricomycetes, Polyporales, Epitheliaceae. Bases 1 to 1599 code for a protein of 532 amino acids.